Molecule: messenger RNA, 698 nt
Organism: Arabidopsis arenosa
Lineage: Eukaryota; Viridiplantae; Streptophyta; Magnoliopsida; Brassicales; Brassicaceae
Source: the annotation of a GenBank genome assembly
GAAACUCUCUCUCUUAAGGCCUCUCCUUGUGAAUUCCAAAGUCAACUUCGUUGCAAAAACCAGAAAAAAAUGGGGAUGUCUUUGGGAAAGCCAUUUUCCGGGUUUUACCAAGAAAUCGAACCGAGAAUAGUAUUGUUUGGUCUUGACGCUACCGGAAAAUCAUCAAUAAUGCACAAACUCAAGACAGGACAAGUCCUUACCAUAAACAUGCCAACCAUUGGUUUCGAUGUGGAAAGCAUAAAAUACAAGGAUUCAACCUUAAGCUUUUGGGAAAUGGGCGGCCAACAGCGUUACAAGUUGUUUCCACUAUGGAAACAUUUCAUACAAGAAAUAGCAGGGCUUGUGUUUGUAGUCGAUAGCACGGAUAGAGAUCGAAUAGAAGAGGCCAAAGAUUUUCUUAACAUGGUGAUUGAUGAGAUACACGGGAGUGUCCCGGACAAUGUGGCUGUUCUUGUAUAUGGAAACAAGCAUCAAGUUCCUGGUGCUAUGUCUGCUUCUGAGAUCAGUAACAAGCUUGAUCUCACUUCUCUUCGUAAUAAAAAUUGGCAGAGAAACUGGCAUGUCCAGAGCUCAUGUGCAUUCUGUGGUGAUGGUUUACAUGAAGGACUCGACUGGCUGUUGAAAAAUGCUGAAAGAAUUUAAGAAUGUGUCCUGAUCAUGUUUAUUGAAAAUCCAUUUAAUAAUUUGGAAUGUAAAAA